Molecule: messenger RNA, 1819 nt
Organism: Hibiscus syriacus
Lineage: Eukaryota; Viridiplantae; Streptophyta; Magnoliopsida; Malvales; Malvaceae
Exons: 5
Coding region: 139-999 (286 amino acids)
Source: RefSeq, a predicted model, not a curated record
UUCCCUUUCUGCGAAAUCAAAAUUUCAUCCCCAAAUCCCACUCUCCGAAGAUUUAAUUCCAGAGAGGUCACGUGCUAUCACAUCCAACUCGCCGAGGAAGAAUCAGAGAGAGUAGGAGCGAAAGUCACGUGCCUAAAAAUGGCGGCCUCAUCGCCGGCCGUAACAAAAAGCAUCAGCGAAACAACCGCCAUUUCUACCGAGUCGACGCCGAAAGCUACAGCUGCUGCGGCGGUGCCUCUUCCUCCUCCGCCGUUUCAGCGUAUGGAUACUCCGCCUAAGACACAGCGGGGUCUUAAUAAGCCCAAAUGUAUUCAGUGUGGCAAUGUUGCCCGCUCCAGGUGUCCGUUUCGUUCAUGCAAGAGUUGUUGCUCAAAAGCACAAAAUCCAUGCCAUAUACAUGUUCUAAAGUCAAAUUCAGCUUUUCCAGAGAAGACACAGACUUCAAGCACUCCAUCACCAGACCAGAAGUCAACUCAGGCUUCUUCUCAAGUGACUUCCUUAAGGGUUCCCUCUUAUCGUCAACUUUCCAAUGCUUUUGCACAGUUUGACAAUCUGCAGGUUCGCACAAAGAAACACGUGACCAGAAAGGAUGCUAUUGCCUUGAAUGAGUGGAGGUUUUCCAAGUUAAAGGAAUUCAAGGACAGAAAUAUUGAAAUCGAAAACAAUGCUUUUGACCGGUACAUGCAGAAUAUUAGUUUACUUGAGGAAGUCUUUUCUACAGAAGGGUCUGAACCUAGCUCCACUUCACAGGAAGGUGAGACUUCGGUGGUGACUUCAGGCAUGAAGUUGACACUAAGAUCGAAUCCUGUGAGAACUAACAAUGUCAGAAAGAGGAUACAGCAAAUUGUUGAUCAGGGAAUAAAAAAGCUUCAGAAAAGUGAACCUAAUGAUGGUUCUACUGAUCCAGACGACCAAAAUAAACUCGAUAAUAUGUUGAACAAGGAAAAAUCCUUGUGGGUUGAGAGGUCUUCAAUGUUAAGCGAUAUUGUCGACACUUGAACAAAGCUCGAAAUGAAGAGGAUAUAAAAUCUUGUCUAGAGAUGAAAGCGCAACUUUACAAUCAAAGCACAAUGUCUACUCCAAUAGAAAUUAAAGAUCUUGAAGCAUUGAAUGAGCAGGGUCCAAAGAACAAUGCAACUCCAGGACAGGUAGUUAAUUAUCCAAGGCGAAAAUUGAUUACACCGAUUGAAAUUGAUGAAGAAGCUCUCAACAAAGUUGAUGCACAUUUCUCUUCCCUGGAGCAGAUUGAAGACUUGUAACUGUAAGCAGUAUUAUUCUCUCAAAGACAGAUUAGUCUUAGGUUUACCCGUUGAGUUAUGAUUCAUGGUGAUGGUCUGAAUUUUCCUCCCAUCUUUAGGCUUAGUAACAAUGACUUAAAUUUAGCUUAGUUAUUUCAGAUAACCAUUCUAGAAAGUGACAUUUAGUAGGUCUAGAGUAUUAAUUCCAUCGUCUAUAAUUUUUUUUCUUUUAUUCUCAAAAUUUCCACCCCUCUUAGGCUUAGUAAUAGUGGUGUAAACUAGCUCUGUUGGCUCAUGUCACCAUUGUAAAAAUUGGCAUUUAGUCAAUCUGGCCAAGUUAGUUAGUUCAUGUAGUCACUUCAGAAGAUUGCAUUCGUAUAUGCGGAGUUUGAAUUUCGACAUAUAUAGUUAAGGGGGAAAGAAACAGAUUGUGGAUUGCGACUUCUUCCGUAUACGAGAACGUGGGUCGAGUUUAUUGUUGUAAUUUUAGGCACUCUUCGCGUAGCAAGCAAGCUUAGUGUUGUUGAUAUUGGAUUUAUUUUUAUGUGAUCAAUGUGAAUGUAACAUAGAAGUUUAUUUUA